AUGGCGGCGCCCAGGGCUCGCGCCGCCAGUGGGGAAACCUGCGCAGCGUCUCCUGACGCAGGUGCGGAGUCGGCGGCGAAUGUGCACGAACAGUUGGAGCUUUUGAGAGCAGCGGCGCCCCGACUGUCACCGCAGCCUCUGCUGCUGUGCUGGCCGCCGUCCGCAUGCAGCCGCGCCCCCCAAUUCGGACUCUCUCCCGCUCCUUCCGCCCUUCCCGCUGCUGCUGUUGGCUCGUUUGAGGACGUGUUGGCUCUCGAAAAGCACGCUGCGGUGUCUCAAGUGAAACGGCAGGAGCGCGUCUCCAGCUCGCUCGCCCACGCGCUCUUUGAAGCUUUGAGCGCGAGGGGGGAGAGCGGCGAGGCCACGGACGCGACGUUUGACUCCUUUCUCCGCCGACUCGCCGCGAAGGCCGAAGCGGCACUGCAAGGUGCGCAGCGGUGCGACAUCUGCGGACGGCACGGCUGCGGCGACGAGGACUCUGUGGGGGAGCAGGAGGCGGCCGCAUCGGCACCCGGAGGGAAACGCAAGAAAGCGAACCCCAGCACACCGCAGAGGAGAGGCAGCAGUGGAGCAAAACACGCCGCACUGUGCGUUGUUCCGCUUCUCAAUCCUGUCCGCAGAAUUGUCAGCUUGACUCCUCCGAAGCGCGUGUGCGAGGCGUGCUUUCGCGUCCUGCACCUUCCGCAGCUUCUCUCCGUCUCUGUGGCCUCAGUCGUCUCCGGCGCCCCGCUGACUCGCUCGGUAUUCUCGGAUGUGCUGGAGCACUUUGCAAGCGUGAAUGGAUACACAGACUUGGCUGUCGCGGGUGCCCGCCUGCAGCAGGCGGUCUCCCUCGCCUUCAGUGUCUCUCUGCUCAAAAGGCAGGUGAACUGGCGACUGGAGAAGCUCUCGAGCCCGUCCCUCGACAGUUUUUUCUCUUCGCUCGCCGCGUGUGCGCCCGUUAUCUCGGGGACGGACGACGGCGCAGUCAGUGAGAAUCGCCUCCACCGGGGGGCUGCGGAGGAGAGCAAAGCGAAGCGCACGGCGUCUUCGGAGGGCUCGACGCAGGCGAAACGACAACGAUCUGCUUCGUCUGCGCGCGUUUCGAUGCAGACGGAUGACGGGGGAGAGAAGGCCCUGGCACAAGCACAUAUUAGUCAGGCCGGCAAGCGAAAGGAGACUGAGAAGAAAGCUGGAGUUCCGGCUGAACGGAAGUCUUCCUCGAGCGCCACCUCGACUCCCGCGGCUCGCCAGAAGGACGGACAGCAGCAGCGCAAGAACCCCAAAAAGAGGAAGCAGGCCACGUAG
Besnoitia besnoiti is the source of this 1287-nucleotide messenger RNA. RefSeq lists its product as uncharacterized. The coding region runs from base 1 to 1287 and encodes 428 amino acids. The transcript has 3 exons. The record is from RefSeq and is a predicted model, not a curated record. Lineage: Eukaryota; Apicomplexa; Conoidasida; Eucoccidiorida; Sarcocystidae.